Molecule: messenger RNA, 4175 nt
Organism: Cynocephalus volans (Philippine flying lemur)
Lineage: Eukaryota; Metazoa; Chordata; Mammalia; Dermoptera; Cynocephalidae
Gene: AMOTL2
Product: angiomotin like 2
Exons: 10
Coding region: 119-2449 (776 amino acids)
Biological process (GO): regulation of cell migration; hippo signaling; angiogenesis
Cellular component (GO): plasma membrane; cytoplasmic vesicle; bicellular tight junction
Source: RefSeq, a predicted model, not a curated record
UCCGCCGCCGAGCUGCGCCGAGCCGGCCCGGGCUGCAGGGUCUGACUGCGCCGGGCGCCCGCGGGCCCAGCGGUGCCACUGGCCAUUGUCCAGACAGGUGUGUGCAAGCCAAAGAAGCAUGAGGACCCUGGAAGACUCCUCAGGGACAGUCCUGCACCGCCUCAUCCAGGAGCAGCUGCGCUACGGCAACCUGACGGAGACGCGUACGCUGCUGGCCAUCCAGCAGCAGGCCCUGCGUGGUGGGGCCGGAGCUGGGGGCACAGGGAGCCCCCAGGCUUCCCUGGAGAUCUUGGCACCCGAGGACAGUCAGGUGCUGCAGCAGGCCACAAGGCAGGAGCCCCAGGGCCAGGAGCACCAGGGCGGUGAGACACACCUGGCAGAGAACACCCUCUACCGGCUGUGCCCCCAGCCCAACAAGGGCGAGGAGCUGCCCACCUAUGAGGAGGCCAAAGCCCAUUCACAGUACUAUGCGGCCCAGCAGGCAGGGCCCCGGCCUCAUGGUGGGGAUCGGGAUCCUCGUGGAGCCCCGGGAGGCAGUCGGCGGCAGGAUGAGGCCCUGCGGGAGCUGAGGCAUGGGCACGUGCGCUCCCUGAGUGAACGGCUUCUGCAGCUGUCCCUGGAGAGGAACGGCGCCCGGGUCCCCAGCCACAUGAGCUCCUCCCACAGCUUCCCACAGCUGGCCCGCAGCCAGCAGGGACCCCCACCCCGGGGCCCCCCUGCUGAGGGCCCAGAGCCCCGUGGACCCCCACCUCAGUACCCACAUGUUGUACUAGCUCAUGAGACCACCACUGCUGUCGCUGACCCACGGUACCGCACCCGCGGCAGCCCACACUUCCAGCAUGCUGAAGUCAGGAUCCUGCAGGCCCAGGUGCCUCCUGUGUUUCUCCAGCAGCAGCAGCAGUACCAGUACCUGCAGCAGCCCCAGGAGCAUCCCCCGCCGCCACACCCAGCCACUCUCAGCCAUGGCCCCCUGGGCUCUCUCAGUCCACCUGGGGUGGAGGGGCCAGCAAGCGCCCAGGCCUCCUCAGGUAGUGCCCACCUGGCCCAGAUGGAGACUGUGCUGAGGGAGAAUGCCAGGCUGCAGAGAGACAAUGAGAGGCUGCACAGGGAGCUAGAGAGCUCAGCGGAGAAGGCUGGCCGCAUUGAGAAGCUGGAAGGUGAGAUCCAGCGGCUCUCUGAGGCCCAUGAGAGCCUGACAAGAGCCUCUUCCAAGCGGGAGGCCCUGGAGAAGACUAUGCGGAACAAGAUGGACAGUGAGAUGAGGAGGCUGCAGGACUUCAACCGGGAUCUUAGAGAGAGAUUGGAAUCUGCAAACCGCCGACUGGCAAGCAAGACACAGGAGGCUCAGACGGGCAGUCAGGACAUGGUGGCCAAGCUGCUUGCUCAGAGCUACGAGCAGCAGCAAGAGCAGGAGAAGCUGGAGCGGGAGAUGGUUCUGCUGCGCGGCGCCAUCGAGGACCAGAGGCGGCGUGCCGAGCUGCUGGAGCAGGCCCUGGGCAAUGCGCAGGGCCGGGCAGCACGAGCUGAGGAGGAGCUGCGCAAGAAGCAGGCGUACGUGGAGAAGGUGGAGCGGCUGCAGCAGGCACUCGGGCAGCUGCAGGCCGCCUGCGAGAAGCGGGAGCAGCUGGAGCUGCGUCUGCGGACGCGCCUGGAGCAGGAACUCAAGGCCCUGCGUGCACAGCAGAGACAGGCAGGCACCCCUAGUAGUGGCAGUGGCAGUGGUGGGUCCCCAGAGCUUAGUGCUCUGCGGCUGUCGGAGCAACUGCGUGAGAAGGAGGAGCAGAUCCUGGCACUGGAGGCUGACAUGACCAAGUGGGAACAGAAGUAUCUGGAGGAACGUGCCAUGAGGCAGUUUGCCAUGGACGCGGCCGCCACAGCUGCCGCACAGCGCGACACCACCCUCAUCCGACACUCCCCUCAGCCCUCGCCCAGCAGCAGCUUCAACGAGGGCCUGCUCACCGGCGGCCACAGGCAUCAGGAGAUGGAAAGCAGGUUAAAGGUGCUCCAUGCCCAGAUCCUGGAGAAGGAUGCAGUGAUCAAGGUCCUUCAGCAACGCUCCAGGAAAGACCCUGGCAAGGCCACCCAGGGCUCCCUGCGGCCUGCCAAGUCGGUGCCAUCUAUCUUUGCGGCUGCAGCAGCAGGGACCCAGGGCUGGCAAGGGUUCUCAUCUAGUGAGCGGCAAGUGGAUGCCCCUGCCCGACUAGCAACAGCAGACAGGGCACCCUCGGAGGAGCUGGUGGCCGCAGCUCCCCUCCCUGCCCAUGCCAAACACGGGAGCAGAGAUGGGAGCACACAGACUGAUGGCCUAGCAGAUGGCGCCUCUGCCUGCCUGGCCCCAGAGCCCGGCAGCCUGCUGGGGUUCAGCAGUGGCCAGAGGGCAGCCUCUCUGGACUCAGUAGCUACGUCCAGAGUCCAGGACUUGUCGGACAUGGUGGAGAUACUGAUCUGAAAGAGCUGGGGCCUUGGGGACUCUGAACCUUUCCCUCCCCUCCUUUGUCCUUUACCACUUGGCCAUUCCAGCAGCCUCCUUCAACUGCUGCCGCCCCACUUACCCCAGCCAGACACUUGUUCCUGCUGACUGUCUGGUCCUGGGAGCUUGGGAAGGAGUGCUACGGGGCUGAGGGGAGCUGUGAGAGCCCCAGCGCCCCGGAAGACUCUGCCUCUUAGCCCACAUCCCUCCCGGGCCUGUGGAGCAUGAGGAUUCAGCCUUCACCUGCUGCCCGAGGCUUGCUGCUGGGGUAGCAACUGAAAGCUCAGAAAGGAGCUGAGCCCCUUGUGCCCACCAGUCAGCACUCAGGCAGGGAGGGAGGGGAUAUGUUCGUCUGGGAGCUGAUCUCCAAGGGCUGCCCAUGGACACCAAGUGGGCUGGUUCAGUAUCAAGUCAGCCAUGCUGUUCUCUGGCUAAGUGUGGUCCCAGCCAACCUCAUCGGCUCAUGAGUUCCUCACUGCCUCUUUGGAUCACUAAGACUCGAAUCUCUGGGGACAGUUGAAGGUAUUGGUCUUGCAGAAGCCACAGCCUCAGCUCCUCCCUUGCAGUGGGUUAGGGGCCAUUUACGUGGACAGUGUGCAGUUUGUAUAUAACUCCCUCUUUUGUGGAACAGAAGAUUGAGGGCUGCUGGUUCAGAUUUGUCUUCUUGGGCUGUGCUGCCCUGUCCCUGCUGCCACCGUUCCUGAAACUUCCAACUGGCCUCCCAGUUAUUUCUCCUUCUCAACUUGGCCCAUGGAUUUAACUCCGGCUGAUUUGCAGGAUAUCGGCUGCCUUUUCCUCCAUCUUGAACUCAGCACUACAUGCCCACGGGACCCCCAUCACCAGCCUCUUGAAAUAGCCCCACAGCUCCUGUCCCUGGGACACCCUGUUAGUUUGGUUGUAAACCCUGAGCCAGACGAAAUGAGCCACCACACACAGACAUCUGCCAUGCCCUCCUGCGGGCUCGGGUGGCCCUACCCAGCACCAGUUCUGUCUAUGGAAACUGGAGAAGUUGUCUUGUUCUCGUGUCUUUGUCCCUACCUGGAAGGACUGGGAGAGGGAGCUGUGCUGUUGAAAACCAGUCAACGAGCUACAAGAUAUGACUCGGAUAAUCCUCUGAACGGAGCCCCCAUCACAGAAUGGCGUCCACAACAUACUUUGGCAUUAGGGUGAAGCACCCCACAGAGCAGCCAACCAGCACCAGUGACUUUGACUUCCGGUCAUAAAGAGUCCCCCAGUUCAGCCCCAAGAACUGUUGGUGGGUUUUAGCAGUUUUGUCUUUACUGUUUUUAGUUCUCCUUGAAUCUUUGUGGUUUUUUUCCUCUAUUGUUUUUAGGUUCUGUAUGUGUUGUUUUAUUCCUAUGAUUCCUCAAGUUUCCUUUUUAAACAUUUGCAUUUGCUGGACAUUUGCAUAUUUUUUUAAGUUCCCUUACCCCAGUUUAAAGCUAAAAAAAAUACAUUUGGUUCAUGUGCAUUGUUUACAAAGCAAAAAGAAAGAAGAGAAAAAAAGGCAAAAAAUAUGUGAAAGAAAAAAAAAACAACAACUUAAUAUAUUUUGGAUUAAUAUUUGGUGUUUCUUUUAAAGUAUUUUUUGUGCUGUGAACAUUUUCUGCCAAAGACCAUGAUGUGUGUCUGUGUGUUUAAGUUAUCGUAAAUAUUUAAAAUGUAAACAUGGCUGUUUUGUUAUGCCACCCUGUACCAGGAUUGC